GCACAGUGUUGUCCCACCGAUUUAUGGGCAACAGAUAUUCUGAAAUUCCAAGGUUUUUUCACAAAUCUAUGAGUUGUUAUUUCUAAACUAUACUUGUAUUCAUAUUUGUUAUCGCCCCUUCUUCGUCUUUCUAUAUCCUCUCUGUUAUUCUCUCCGCUGUUAUUUUCCCCCAUCAAUCGAUACCCCCGAGUUCUCCACCAAAAUUGCAGAUUGAGAGGUUUUCUGGGUGUGUCUGAAUCUGGCGUGUGUGUCAAUUGCAAGCCCGAAAGUAUGAUGAUUGAGUGACAUUUUGUUGAAACCGAGCUAGGGUGAGGAGGGAGAAGGUGGAAGGACACAUGUACAGAGUGCAAGGAGCUGUCGUUGGGUCCAAGUCCGAGGUGGGUGCCGUCGAUCGGAAGCGAAUCAACGACGUCCUCGAUAAGCAGCUCGAGCGAUCGUCUCCGUCCACUUCUAGGGCUAUCAAAGCCAAGGAUAGGUCGUCGGAUCAAUCGCUUUUCCCCUCUAAGCCGCCCUCCGAUCCCAGGGACUCGCAGCGCCCUGCCUCCAUCUCUAAGAAUUCCAACACUUCACGUGAGGAAUCUGAAACAGACACUGAAGCAUCAGAUGUUAGUGGUUCUGAUGAGGAUGAUACAUCUUGGAUCUCAUGGUUUUGCAAUCUCAGGGGAAAUGAGUUCUUUUGCGAGAUAGACGAUGAUUACAUACAAGAUGAAUUCAACCUCUGUGGAUUAAGCAGUCAAGUGCCUUAUUAUGAUUAUGCACUCGAUCUAAUUUUGGAUGUUGAGUCCUGUCAUGCUGACAUGGUCACAGAGGAACAAAAUGAAUUAAUAGAAUCGGCAGCAGAGAUGCUUUAUGGCCUGAUUCAUGCUCGGUACAUUUUGACCAGUAAAGGGAUGGGUGCUAUGCUGGACAAGUACAAGAACUAUGACUUUGGAAGAUGUCCAAGAGUUUACUGCUCAGGACAACCCUGCCUUCCACUUGGUCUGUCAGACAUUCCUCGUUGUAGUACUGUAAAAAUCUAUUGCCCCAAGUGUGAAGACACUUAUUACCCUCGGUCAAAGUAUCAAGGUAACAAUGAUGGAGCUUACUUUGGAACCACAUUUCCUCACCUCUUCUUGAUGACAUACGGGCAUCUGAAGUCACAAAAGCCGUCUCAGAGCUAUGUUCCAAGAGUUUUUGGUUAUAAAAUCCACAAGCCAUGAGGCUGCAUGCAUCAGAGAGUCUGCUUAUGUCUUAAUCACCUAUUUCUUUGUUGUAUUCCUCAAAAAUAUCAGUGGAUUACUAGGUUCCCAAAUCAGCGCAAGUCAGAUUACCCUGUUACUAAUUUAGGAACAUAUAAAGAUAUGUCCACCAUUUCCAGCAAGUGGUUAAUUUUGCUUUCAGCUUCAAAGUCGGUCAGUUUUUGUAAAUUUUUUUCCUCAUCUUAUAAAUAGGUUUUUAGAACAGGUACUUGAACUGUGUUUUAAUGGCUUGAUCCAAAUUUUUUUUUUUUGGGGUGCUUGACUUUAUACCAAAUCCCUACUGGAUUCAAAUUCUGUGUCGUCAUAACCUAUCAUCUGUCCAGACCUGGUUGAAAAGUGUGAAUAAGAUUUAUCAUUGUUAGCAUGUAGAUUCGUGUACCUUUGUUUUGGUUUUA
Molecule: messenger RNA, 1633 nt
Organism: Neltuma alba
Lineage: Eukaryota; Viridiplantae; Streptophyta; Magnoliopsida; Fabales; Fabaceae
Product: casein kinase II subunit beta-2
Exons: 5
Coding region: 336-1199 (287 amino acids)
Cellular component (GO): cytoplasm; protein kinase CK2 complex
Molecular function (GO): protein kinase regulator activity
Source: RefSeq, a predicted model, not a curated record